CAACAACGAGCCGUCUAAGAGGGCAGGGUCCCCUAAAAACUACGCUUCGAGUCACGAGGAUCUCUGUCUCUGGAAUCUGGAUCGCACAAGUUCAUUGCCUUGAUUAAAUACAUCUUGACAGCGUCCCUUCUCAUCCGGUCCCUGCGUGUGUAAUUCUUCUUGAUUUCGAUUUCUCGUUUUUCUUUUUUUUUCCUUUCGUUUGUUUUCUGUAGGGUCUUGCCUUUUCCCGGGCUUCUUCAAUUUGUGUAUAGGAUGGCUCAGGCAGUGGAGGAUUGGUACAAGCAGAUGCCUAUUAUCACCCGCUCCUAUCUCACGGCCGCCAUCGUCACCACUGUUGGGUGCUCGCUUGAGAUUAUAUCCCCGUAUAAUUUGUACCUGAAUCCCAGCCGGAUCGUUAAACAAUACGAGUUUUGGCGCCUUGUUACGAAUUUCUUUUACUUCCGCAAGAUGGACUUGGACUUCCUUUUCCACAUGUUUUUCCUUGCUCGAUAUUGCAAACUUCUUGAAGAAAAUUCAUUCAGGGGACGGACGGCUGAUUUCUUUUAUAUGCUGUUAUUUGGUGCUUCUGUCUUGACUGGAAUUGUACUGGUCGGUGGCAUGAUACCUUACGUGUCUGAAUCUUUUGCAAGAAUUUUCUUCCUCAGCAAUUCCUUGACAUUCAUGAUGGUGUAUGUAUGGAGCAAGAGGAAUCCGUUUAUUCCCAUGAGUUUCUUGGGCCUUUUUACAUUUACAGCUGCUUAUCUGCCCUGGGUUCUUCUAGGCUUCUCCAUACUUGUGGGCAGCAGUCCGUGGAUUGAUCUUCUGGGUAUGGCAGCUGGUCAUGCAUAUUACUUUCUUGAAGAUGUGUACCCCCGGAUGACUGGCCGGCGGCCACUUCGAACCCCUUCUGUCAUCAAGUCGCUUUUCUCUGACGAGAAUGUUGUUGUAGCACGGGCUGCAAAUGUGAGAUUUGCUGUCCCCGUUCCAGAAAAUCAUGAAGAUUGAUACACGAGGUAGGGCUGGGUGUUUUCGUAGUUUGUGGAUGGGCUCCUGAUAGCUGCCGAACUUGGGGCCUUUGGCUGCCGACAUCCAUUCAAGAGGGUGCAAGCGAUAAGGAAGCGAGGGAAAUGAGAUCGGAUAACCGUUAAAUGCUGCGAAUCAGUGCAAUGCAGUUUGUGAAACUGCAGAUUAUGUAGAAACCUAGUAUGUCCAGUUAACCGGCUCCAAUAUUUUGUACAAAAAACGACCUUUUAGUUUGUAGUUUUAAUAUCACAUCCUUGAAUUACCUCC
Molecule: messenger RNA, 1269 nt
Organism: Nymphaea colorata (pocket water lily)
Lineage: Eukaryota; Viridiplantae; Streptophyta; Magnoliopsida; Nymphaeales; Nymphaeaceae
Product: derlin-2.2-like
Exons: 6
Coding region: 253-984 (243 amino acids)
Biological process (GO): endoplasmic reticulum unfolded protein response
Cellular component (GO): endoplasmic reticulum membrane; Hrd1p ubiquitin ligase ERAD-L complex
Molecular function (GO): misfolded protein binding; ubiquitin-specific protease binding
Source: RefSeq, a predicted model, not a curated record